Messenger RNA from Staurois parvus, 479 nucleotides. The record is from the annotation of a GenBank genome assembly. NCBI's taxonomy places the organism in Eukaryota, Metazoa, Chordata, Amphibia, Anura, Ranidae.
UGAUGAUCUGUGUAGCCCCAUCUGUGCUACCUGUCAGUGUCCAUCAAUUCCAGCUCUGUGCUCAUCAGUGCCUCGUGCCAUUGCCCAUCAGUAUCACAUCAAUGCCACAUAUCAGUGCCACAUAUCAGUGCCCAUUAGAGCUGCCCUUCAGUGUCACCCAUCAGUGCCAGUCAGUGCCACCUAUCAGUGCUGUCAAUCAGUGCCGCCUAUCAGUGCCAGUCAGGGCCACCUAUCAGUGCCAGUCAGUGCCACCUAUCAGUGUGCAUCAGUGCCACCUAUCAGUGCCCGUCAGUGCUGCCUAUCAGUGCUAACAGUGCCAGUCAGUGCCACCUAACAGUGCUAUGCCAGUUAGUGCUACCUAUCAGUGCCACCUAUCAGUGCCGCCUAUCAGUGCCAUAUAUGAGUGCUGCCUUUCAGUGCCCAUCAGUGAUGCCUGUCAAUGCCCAUCAGUGCCACCUACCAGUGCCUCCUCAUCAGUG